Messenger RNA from Lotus japonicus, 2311 nucleotides. RefSeq names its product protein kinase STUNTED. Bases 197 to 2143 code for a protein of 648 amino acids. The record is from RefSeq and is a predicted model, not a curated record. NCBI's taxonomy places the organism in Eukaryota, Viridiplantae, Streptophyta, Magnoliopsida, Fabales, Fabaceae. Gene Ontology annotation, molecular function: ATP binding; protein kinase activity. Gene Ontology annotation, biological process: protein phosphorylation. The transcript has 10 exons.
CAUGUGACAGACUAACUCAUUCGUGACUUUGUUUAUGGGACUUUGCUUUGCUUUAUGGAUGCUAUUUAUAUACAUGAUCGAAUACUAGUUAAUAUUUCAAUUCAACUCUAAUGAUCUGAACCAUCCUUGGUAGUUUUGUUUUGCAGAGAAUGAGUGAGAUUGAUUGAUAUAAUAGAUUAGAGGCAGAACAAACGCUAUGACUGUUGAGAGGAGAUUUAUUGUGGUGGGAAUUAGAAUUGAUAGCCAUAGCAGGCAACUGCUCAACUGGGCUCUUGUCAAAGUUGCUCACCCUGGGGAUUCUGUUAUUGCUCUCCAUGUAGUUACUAAUUCCGAUUAUAUUUCCAAAAGCAAGCCCUUAAUUGAUGAUUACUUACGAGUUUAUCAAGGGUUAUGUGAUGUCAGAAAGGUAGGUCUCUCCAGUCAGAUAUUAAUAGGAAAUUCCAUUCCAAACAUUCUCAUCAGAGAAGCGAAAAACCGUGCUGCUGUGGCUCUAGUGCUAGGGGGUCAAGUUUCCAUAGCUAAAUAUUGCGCCAAACGACUCCCACCCACCACCAAUGUUCUUGCUAUUCAAGGUGCAAAAAUUGCCUUCAGAAGGUGCACUGACAAAGAACUAUUAGGUAGUCUCAUAGAGGAUCCAAGACCAAGUCUUACUAACACAGUGAUCCUGUCUGAUUAUGGUGACUCGGAGGUGGAGAGUGAGAAAUCAACAUGUGAAGAUAGCAGAGAAUUGGAGGAAGAAAGGUGCAAGAAAGUCUUUUCAAGAUCAAUAUCACAGUUGGCAAGUGACUCUUCUGAGCAGAAGCUUGGAUGGCCACUUCUCCGCAGGGCCAACACAGAUAUCUCACAGGACCGCAAUGGAAGGCACAUGUCUGUGGUGCAAUGGGUAAUGAGCUUACCGGAUCGUUCACCGCGGAAAAAUGCACCCCUUUCCAGCAUUAGGGACAAUUCGUCAGAACGGGACAUCAACAGUGACAUUGAGGAUGAGAGCUAUAAACCCAAAAUCCUAAGUCGUAACUGGAGCACAGACUUUCACCCUAGCACACUCAAUUGCAAGUGGUUCAGCCUUGAGGUUCUUAAGUCGUGUACUUGUCAAUUCUCCUCAGAAAAUCUAAUUGGGAAAGGAGGUAGCAAUCGUGUGUAUAAAGGAACCCUCCCAGAUGGGAAACCUAUCGCAGUCAAAGUUAUGCAGUCAUCAAAAGAAGACUUGAAAGAUUUUUCCCGCGAGGUGGAAAUCAUGUCCUCAUUGAAGCACAAAGGCAUCACCCCUUUACUUGGUAUUUGCAUUGAGGACAAUGCUUUAAUCUCUGUUUAUGAUUAUUUCCCCAAAGGAAGCUUAGAGCAAAAUCUACAUGGCAAGAACGAGGAUGGAUCUUUCUUGUCAUGGGAAGUCAGAUUUAAUGUAGCUAUAGAGAUUGCUGAAGCACUCAAUUACCUGCACAACGAGACUUUGAAGCCUAUUAUACAUAGAGAUGUCAAGUCCUCCAACAUUCUUCUUUCCCAUGUGUUUGAGCCCCAAUUAUCUGAUUUUGGACUUGCCAUAUGGGGACCAACAACCUCAUCGUUUCUGACACAAGAUGACUUAGUAGGAACAUUUGGGUAUCUUGCACCUGAAUACUUCAUGUAUGGGAAGGUCAGUGACAAGAUAGACGUAUAUGCCUUUGGUGUAGUGCUCCUUGAACUAAUCUCAGGAAGGGAACCAAUCAGCUCAGAGGCUUGUAAAGGAGAGGAGAGUUUGGUUGUGUGGGCAAAACCAAAAUUAGAUAGUGGGGAUGUUAAAAGCUUGUUGGAUCCAAAUUUGCAAGGGAAGUUUGAUGUGGUCCAGAUGCAAAAAAUGGUUCUGGCAGCAUCUCUAUGCAUUACACGGGCAGCGCGGCUUCGCCCUACAUUGAAUCAGAUACUGAAGAUCUUAAAAGGACAUGAUGAGAAAGUGGAAAACUUCUUUAGCUCCCAUGAGAAUGAUCAUGACCAUUAUGAAAAUCAAGAAAAUAUUGAUGAUGAAGUCUAUCCAAAUCCAAGUGCUGGUUUACACCUGAGCCUUGCAUUACUUGAUGUUGACGAUGACACUACAUUGUAUAGCAGUACAGAGCAUAGCAGUAGUGAACAUUUGAAAGAACCGUGGAGCAGAUCAUCUAGUUUCAGUUAGAUUCUUUCAAUCUUAUGAAAUUCUGUAGGUAGCAGUUUGUAGAUAGACAAUUAAAUAAAAAAUCUGCUCCCAUAGCUCAUUAAGAGUGGUUGGUAAAUUUGUCUUAUAGAGAUUUGGUUUACAUUUGAAGUUUCCAUUUAAUAAUAUUUUGAUUAAAGUUUCCAUUAA